Molecule: messenger RNA, 5949 nt
Organism: Suncus etruscus (white-toothed pygmy shrew)
Lineage: Eukaryota; Metazoa; Chordata; Mammalia; Eulipotyphla; Soricidae
Gene: CEP295
Product: centrosomal protein 295
Exons: 27
Coding region: 1-5949 (1982 amino acids)
Biological process (GO): regulation of centriole replication
Cellular component (GO): centrosome; cytosol; centriole
Source: RefSeq, a predicted model, not a curated record
AUGCGCACGAACGGCUGUUGGGACGCUGCUCCGAGGUCUCCCAGCUUUGAGCAAUCCCGGGGGCAUCCGGCCUCCUGCGGCCUCGCGGAGCGCGAACCUUUAUCUUUGCAGUGCCCAGAAAUGAAAAGGAAGGUGGUGAGUGCCGGCAGGCUGAAGCUGAGUCCGAAUGAGGAAGCCUUCAUUCUAAAGGAAGAUUAUGAAAGACGACGAAAAUUGAGGCUGCUGCAGGUUCGAGAACAAGAAAGGAGCAUCGCUUUCCAGAUAAGAGAAGAUAUAAAGCGGAGGAGAAACCAGCAGUUAGUUCAUUUGGCAGAAGAGCUGAAGACAGAAUGGGAAGAGUCGCAGACUCAGAAAAUAAAGAAGCUGGAAAAGCUGUAUUUGGCGAGCCUAAGGACGAUGGGAGAGGGACAUCAGCAAGCCAAGGAAAAUGAACCUGACUUGGAUGCUCUGGAACAGCAAGCAGUAGAAAGGAAAAGGAAAGCGGAGAUCAGGCAUAAAGAGGCCCUGAAAGUGCAGAAAAGUCAAAAAGAGCAGUUGAAGAAACAGCAGACCAGGCACCUGCAGGCCCGCCAGGACGCACUGCUCGUGGAGAAGGAGAGAUCAGCCAGAAUGACACGCCUGCCACCACCGCCACCUUCUCUGUUCGAGAACAUCGAUGUCAGUAGGAUUUCUUCGGUGAAACCCAGCCGUGCCUCCUACCAUCAUCUCUGCAGCCUGGUGAGCCGGGAAGCUGACACAGAGCAGCCAGACCCUCAUCUGGCUGCCGAAGAAGAAGUGGAACGAUUGGCUGAAGCCCAGAAGAAGUUGUCCCAGACGCAAGCCGAGCACAGCGAGAAGGCCCACAAACGUGGCUGCCAAGCGCUGAGGAAGAUCCACUUGGCUCAGAACCAAGAGAAGCUGCUGCAAGAGCUCCAGCGGCUGCAGCAGGAGGACCUGGCACGCAAGAGGCAGCUGGUAGCCCAGAUGCCAACCCAGCUGGCUGAACUGCCUUACCGGCGCACCGAGGCACAGGAGGACCGGCAGCGAGAGCUGGAGUUCGCCUUCGAAGACUUAUACAACGCUGACCACAAGGCGAAAGGAAACCUGGUAUUGCACCUGGAGCCGGAGCCUCUGCCCACUGCGGCCAACCAGGUCCGAGACGAAGAGCUGGACCUUUCCAUGGAGCAGGAGAUGCCGAUACCCGAGGAAGCUUCAGGCCCUUCAGCGGUGGACGAGGAGCCCACGAGUUCCAGCGACACUGAUGCAGUGAAGAGCCACCCAGUGCCUUCGAAGGUGCUUUUCAAGAAGCUGCUGAAUAAGAUCCGAACUCAGAAGUCCCUGUGGACGCUUCAGCCUGGGUCUGAGGAGGAGAGCGGCCUGCCCACGAGUGCCAGGGACAGCAGCAGCCGGGAUCCCAUGGCUGGAACAGAGACGUCCGCAGCCACCCAGAGUGAGGUCCCAACGAGUGACUCGGAGCCCCCAGUUGUGGAGUUCAGCCUGCCUUCCCGUGAGCCUGAGACCGGGCCUGCAGUGGGGGUAGAGCAACAGGAGACGCUGCCUAGCCCUGCUGUGGAUGCCAGCAUGGACUCAGUGCUGCUUCACCCGCAGGAGGCGGCCGCCCGGAUCCGCAUGGCUGCACGGCAGAAGAAGAUCCUGGAAAUCGAAGAGCAGAAACAAAGGCAGCUGGAACUGCUGGAGCAAAUCGCGCUGCAAAAGCUCAGACUGGAGCAUGAAGGCCUGAGAGCCCAGCGGGAGGGCUCCUCAUCCUCCUCGUCGCCGUUGGGACCCGGGGCUGCUGAGGAUGACCACCGGCAGAAGAUCCGCUCCUACCAACAUCAUCUGCUGCGGCAGAACAGGCUCCACCAGCAGUCAGUGCAGAUGGCCAGGAAGCGGCUGCUGGACUUCCAGAGCGUGCUGAGAGGAAAGCAUGCGUCCACAGCUAGCGCAUCACUGAGCUCCAGUUGCCACACGCUACCAUCCCUGGUACCUGGCACCCCAUUCCCCCUGCCCAGGUCUAGGAGCACAGGCCAGAGCACCAGUGACUCUGUCCCAACCCGUGGCCUGGAGCCAGGUCCCUUGGCUGCACCCAGCCAGGCUCACUUAGUGCUGAGCAGGGCAGAGCCCAGCCUGGGGCUUCCUGGGGCCCUGGCCCACCCCACACUGCCCGCAACAUGCAGUGCCAGUGAGGACAGGUCUUCUGGGCUAACGCUGGCAUCCUCCAUGCCCACGUGCCACUCGCUGCCUACCACCUUGGUCGGUACAAGCCUGGCCAAGUCCUUGCCUUCAGACACUCUGGCCGUCCAGUGGGACCAUCUGAAGCUGUUGCAAGAGCAGUUGGACCAGCGGAGGGCACAGCUGAAUAGGCAGACAGGCAGUGGAGGGCAGCCAGGGGACCUCCUUCUCCUGCCACAGGCCCCCCUUCCUCCUGCUGCGGCCCCACCCUCUGCCCUCCACAGUGGCCUCUCUGGGGGCCCCCAAUCUCAGGAGACAGAGCAUGGGAGGAAGGCCCCAGAGGUGCCUCCCAUGGACACUUCACAUGUGGAGCUCCGCCAGGAACCCAGCUCAUCUCUUCCUCCUCCACCUUCUUUUCCUCUUCCUCCUCCACCUCCUCCUUUUCAUUCUUCUCUUCUUCCACCUCCACUUCCUCCUCCAGCCCCUCCACAGCCUGGGGCCAGCCCUCUGAGCAUCCAGCAUCAGUUUCAGCCCCUGCACAAGUGCCUCAAGCUACUCCAGGCCCAGCUGGAGAGGCAGCAGAUCGCCCUGCAGACCCGACACCGUGCCCAGGCCCAGCUCCUCGCUCAGAGACCCUGGGACCCUGGGCACAUUGGUGCCCGACUCCCGUCCAGCCUACCCAUCCCUACUGAGGAGCUGCAUCUCCCUUCUGGCCCCCUGGAUGAGUUUCUCCGUUUGCCAGAGGAGAUACACCUGACGCAUCGCCAACAGUUGCCCGUGCUGGAGGGGGUCUCGGAGACCAAACCAGAAACCCAGGAACCUGCGCGUGAGCCCAGCCUAGCCCCAGUCCAGGCAGCAGCAUCUGAAGAGCCCCUGGAGCAUGUGUCAGCCCCUUUCAGCCACACCACGUCGCCCCCAGGACUGGAAGAGCUUGAGAAGCGAUCCCAGAAUGAGGUCCUUGCACAGAGCAGUGUGAAGGGCGAUCCCAAGAGGCCAGACACAAGCGACAUCCUCCUCCGGGACCAUGAAGUUCUGCCCUCUGCACCCGCCGGGGCCUCAUCUGUGCCUACAGACCUACCCUCUCAGGCCACAGAUUUCCGAGACCCUCGGGAGUUGCCUCCUGUCCCACUGGACCCUGGCCCCAACCCCAGGCGGGUCUCCGAGCUGCAGGACCGGCUCCAGGCACUGUCAUGGCUCCUGCAGCCUCAGCAGGGCCAGCUCCGAGCCCUCCAGGAACGGCUGGCGGCCCAGAGGGAAGACCUGACCGGGACCAUGGGAACAGAACCGGAGGAUGGGGCUGUGUCCAGUGCAUCACUGUCAUCAGAAUCUCUGUCCCUCAGCCUCAGUGGUCUGGCGACUCUGCAGGAGCAGCUGGGUAGGCAGAGCAAGGCCGUUGGUGCUCAGCAGGCAGAUCAGCAAGGCCUGCAGACAGAGCAGGUGCUAAGAGCAGUGGGGGCUGAGUGUACCCCUGACUCUGGCCCCCUGAGUGGGUCUGAGCUUAUGGCACUGCAGGAGACCAGCGAGCCCGUCCUGGCCACUUCUGUGCCUUCCCCAUUCCUCCCUCCAGUCUUGGCUGGAGUCAGGCUUAUGGACCCCUACGACUCAGGCCUAUUCAGCAGCGAGCAUACAGGUCAACUCUGGGGGCUGCAGAGAGAAGCCCCAGGACAAGGGCAGAGGCCUUCAGCAGCCCCGCAGGAUCCACCCAGCACCCAGAUGUGCACGCCCCUGCAGUGGGCUGGGGUGCUCUCCAACCCAUCGUCGUUCUCUGCUCCCACCAUGGGGCCCUUCCCAGGCCUGUGCCAAGCCCCACAGCUGGCCCAGCCGCCCCCGGUGCCCCCGCCCAGGACCCUGCAUCGAACACUCCCCAAACCGCCCCUGUCCCGAGUGCAGGGUGGGCUGGAGCUGCAGCAGCACGAGCUCAGCGCCAUCCAGGAGGCCGAGUCCUCCAUGCUGCCAGCUAACCUGGAUUCUGACCAGGACAGAGACCCCCUGAGAGUGUCCAUUAGCCGAGAACACAGCGUCCUGGGCGGUGCCCAAGCCGAGCCUCCGUCUCUACUACUACUGCCGCCAGCCUUCGAGGCUGCUGAGGCAGGGAAAGGAGCAGAAGCCCAGCGGCCCGGUGCGGUUCCCAGCUGUAUCGUGGGGGAUGCCGUGGAGUUACAGGAGACUGAAGCUCAGGAGACACAUCACGGGCCACUGUCAGUCUCUAUUUCUACUGGGAGCUUCUUCAGUUCCGAAGACACAGACUUGAGCCUUACAGAUUCAGAGCCUUUUCCCCAGCUUGUGGACUCUGGGCCGCUGAACGAGGCAUUAGAGCAUGUUUUCCGCCCGAGACCUGACCUGCUGGAUGUGGCCACACUCCUGCCACAGAGAGCACAUGCACACGGGGACACCAGACACUCAGCGGCGGCUGAGACGCCGGCCAUGCUGGGUAACGUGGCCCUGUGCAUCUCAGCAGUGUCCCGGGAAGUGGUUGCUGCUGCCCAUGCAGCUGGAAACAUCUUACUUCUCUUUUCCCUCAAAAUCCCAGAAGUUGACUUCGCAGACUUGGAGCUGACUUUCCCAAACCUCCACCAGCAGUUCUUCGCUCCCCUAGAGCCACACCCAGAUUUUGACGUGUCACUGUCCUGUGGGAUGUUCCGAGACAGCCCGGAGCUGUCCCAGGACUCGGAGUGUUCCCCUGCCAGCUGUUCCAGCCUGCCUUUGUCCACCAGCUCGGACUCCCAGACGGCACUGAGGCUCCACCCUCCACACCUCCCCACAGCUCCACACUUGGCUGCCGACCACUGUGAGGGUGUGUAUGAUGCAGAGAAGGGGCCCCGGAGGCUGGGUGACGCCUUAGCUCCUGCUGUGCCCUGCUGCCCUCUGCAGCGUGCCCAGUUGUUUGGAAGCUUUUCUUUAAAUCUCCUUCCAGAACAGUCCUCACUGGAAAGGCAGCAGCACGCAGACCUGCCCAGUGUUCUCAGCAUUGAGGCAGGAUUCAACUCCCAACUCCUGGGCAUUCUGAAACACGGCUCUGAAGAGUUGGAAGCACCACAGAGUAUUCACGGUCAGCACCCCACAGGAACCCUGCCGAGUCUGGCCUUGCUGGGCGGAUUCCAUCAGCUCCUGUCCCCACUGGGUGAGGACCACACAGGAACCCAGCUGUCGGGAGAAUCGGUCGACCACCUUGGGGCCCACACAGGAACCUCGGGAGAACUGGGUGACCACCUCGGAGGAGGCAAAAGCCAGCUCUGUGAAGCCUGGGAGCUGCUUAAAAGAGCCGAGGCCUCGACGCCACCCACUUUGAGCCACAUCAGCUCUGCUGAGGGUCCAGGGCAGCUGGCAGGGCCAGAGGUCUCAGUGAGCUCUGGCUCCUUGUGCUUCCAGAGCCACAUUCCAGUCUGGGAGACAGACUCUGGCCAAGGCAUAAUGGAAGAGCCUGAGCUCACCCUGGUGAGCAUCAGUGACACCAGCAUCAGCGAAAAAGACUUUGGGGCCUUAAAGCUUGAAGAGGAUGAAAUUGAGGCCCAAAGCAUUCGGGACACUCACCUAGGGGCAGGACACAGGCACCACAGAGCAGAGCGUUCAGCUACUUCCCCACAGCUCCCAGUUUUGCCAGGGAGCUUGCAGGAAGCGUUCCUGACCAGAAACAAGGCGUUCAUAGAGAGGUCUGCCCAGCGCCAGAAGGAACUGCGACUGCGGAGUAAAACUCGGUCCUGGGAGAACUCAAAGAGCAAAGCUCUCAAGCCAGCGCCCAGGCCGCAUAUCAUUCAUGUCACAGGUCCCAUUGUCACCACAGCAACACGCCUACUGUGA